AGAAGAGGUAUAUAUGGAUCUUCCCCCUGGAUUUAAUGAGGCUAAAACCGAAGGAAGAGUCUGUAAAAUGAAGAAGUCCUUAUAUGGGUUGAAACAAUUCCCACGAGCCUGGUUUGAUAGGUUCAUGAAAGUGGUAUGUCAACAAGGAUAUAAACAAGCCCAAUCUGAUCACACCAUGUUUAUAAGGCAUUCAGGUGGAAAAAUUACCAUCCUAAUAGUUUAUGUGGAUGAUAUAGUCUUGACAGGUGAUCACUAUGAUGAAAUGGAGAGAUUGAAAAAGGCUCUUGCGACCGAGUUUGAGAUAAAAGAUUUGGGUCCCUUACGAUACUUUCUAGGACUGGAGGUUGCUAGAAAUAGGAGUGGUAUCACUAUUUCACAAAGAAAGUACGUAUUGGAUCUCUUAAGAGAAACAGGUAUGUUGGGAAGUAAGCCUGCUGAUGUCCCUAUAAAUCUCAAUCACAAACUGGGGGAUUGCUUGGAAAGUACACCUGUUGAUAGUGGAAGAUAUCAACGUUUAGUAGGCAAACUUAUUUACUUGUCACACACAAGGCCGGACAUUGCUUUUGCAGUUAGUGUUAUAAGCCAAUUCAUGCAUGCUCCAUUCAAAGAGCAUAUGGAGGCUGUUCAUCAAGUUUUGAGAUAUCUGAAAGGGACUCCUGGGUAUGGACUUUUCUUCAUAAAGAAUUCGGGAAGAACUAUUGAAACUUUUACCGACGCUGAGUGGGCUAGUUUAGUAACAGACAGAAGGUCUACAACCGGUUAUUGUAUCUUCGUGUGGGGAAAUCUAGUCACUUGGAGAAAUAAAAAACAACCAGUUGUGGCCAGGAGCAGUGCUAAAGCUGUAUUCAGAGCUUUGGCACAUAGAAUCUGUGAAAUAAUGUGAUACUGUUAAGUGAACUUGGGAUUAAAGAGAAUAAGCCUAUGAAAGUUUAUUGUGAUAACAAGGCGGCCAUUGCAAUGUCACACAAUCCUGUUCAUCAUGACAGAACAAAAAAUGUAGAGGUUGAUAGACAUUUUAUCAAAAAGAAUAUAGAAGAUGAGACAAUAUGCAUGGUAUAUGUACCUUCAUCCGAGCAGGUUGCAGACUUAUUAACAAAGGGUUUAUUUAAACCCAUGUUUGGAAAAAUGGUGGACAAGCUGGGGUUAUUUAACUUGUACCCGCCAGCUUGAGGGGGAGUGUUGAAGAUUCCGGAAAUGAGAAGCAGAUUUGGUGGUCAUUUGUCCUAUAAUUCAUGGCUCUAAAUAGUUCAUUUCUUUAUUUAUAUGAUUGACAUAUAUUUAAAUUUGAAAGUAAUCCCUAGAAUAAAGGAAUAUGCAUGUGUCAUGACACUAUAAAUAUUUGUACCUUGCUGGAAUUAAUAACAAGACAGAAUUACUGUCCUUCUUCGUGGUUCUCUCAUUUGUUUCUCUUCCAACUUUAGAAUUAAUUUUGGUAAAUAUUGUAGAAAUAAAAAUUUUGCACAAUAAAAUGGAUGGGAAGGACUCGAACCCAAGACUCACAAUAUAUAAAUGCAAGCUAUAACCAACUAAGCAAAAGAGGGGUUUGAAAAUAAAAUAAACUACCAGUUAUAUAACCUAAAAUUUUUAUCUAUUAUUAAUAAAAAAAACAUUUUUCCCAACGAAUCCAACUGGGGUGCACCACCUAAAUCCGCCCUGGUUAGAAGGGCUUAGGCUAUCCCAUAACGGACAAUACGUAUAUUAACGGCUUAGGCAAGAAAGUCAGAUCGUUACAUAACUGCACAAUUUCAUAAGGCAGAAUCAAGAGGGAUUUUCAUCAAAUAAUGCAAAGAGGAACUGCCUGCUAGAAAUAAGAAUUUUAUCCACGUAGAAUAUUUACAAUGCAAAAGUUAAGCACAAGUCAAAAUAUAAGCAGGU
Molecule: messenger RNA, 1875 nt
Organism: Olea europaea var. sylvestris
Lineage: Eukaryota; Viridiplantae; Streptophyta; Magnoliopsida; Lamiales; Oleaceae
Exons: 1
Coding region: 14-883 (289 amino acids)
Source: RefSeq, a predicted model, not a curated record